Messenger RNA from Lolium perenne, 2026 nucleotides. The record is from RefSeq and is a predicted model, not a curated record. NCBI's taxonomy places the organism in Eukaryota, Viridiplantae, Streptophyta, Magnoliopsida, Poales, Poaceae.
CAUAAUUAUGCUGUAAAAUGCUAUGAUAAUUUGAAGAAUAAGCCAUGUCAUAUGGAACAAUUAGUGGAGAACCAAACAGAGGAGGAUAUCAAAAGGAACAGGUUGAUGCUAAAAGUAACAAUUUAUGUAUUAAGGUGGUUGGCAUUCCAAACUUGCCCCUUUCGAGGCCAUGAUGAAAGUCUUGACUCAAUAAACCAAGGUAAUUUUCUUGAAAUGGUGAAACUGAUAGCUUCUUAUGAUGCUGAAAUUGGUGCAAUUGUAUUGGGUAAUGCUCCACAUAAUGCUAAGUAUACCUCUCCUAGCAUUCAAAAGGAAAUUCUAAAUAUCAUUGCUUCUAAUGUGCAAAGAUAAAUUCGUAAAGAAAUUGGUGAUGCUAAGUUCUUCUUGCUUGUUGAUGAGUCAAGAGAUGAAUCAAAGAGCGAGCAAAUGGUAGUGGUUAUUUGUUUUGUUGAUAGAAAUGGUUUCACUAGAGAGCAAUUUCUUGAUAUUGUUCAUGUUUUGGAUACAUCUUCAACUACUUUAAAACAUGAACUAUCUGCUGUUUUGGUUAAUCAUCAAUUAGAUGUUAGCAAACUUCGCGGAUAGGGAUAUGAUGGUGCUAGUAACAUGCGUGGGGAGUGGAAUGGACUACAAGCCAAGUUCAUGGAAGAGUGUCCUUAUGCAUAUUAUAUUCAUUGUUUUGUUCAUCAAUUGCAACUAGCUCUUGUUGCUGCCGCUAAAGAAGUACCUGAUGUUCACAACUUUUUUGACCAUCUUGCUCUUGUUCUCACUACGGUUGUGUCUUCUAGUAUGAGACAUGAUGAGCUCCAUGCUAAUCAAGUUGCUGAAAUGGAGCAUCUCACUGAGCUUGGUGACCUUGAAACUCCAAGUGGGGCUAAUCAAGUUGGAACUUUAAAGCGGCCUUGUGAUACUAAGUGGAGUUCUCACUAUGCGUCGGUUUGCAUCCUUUUGAAGCUAUACCAACCAACAUUUUUGGUACUUAAAAGCAUUGCUACUUCUAAAGGUUCAGGUACUUCACCUUCAGCACGGGCAAAGGCUAAUGGUGUUGUUAAGUUGAUGAUGUAUUUUGACUUCAUAUUUAUUGUGCAUAUCAUGAAAGAACUUAUGGGAAUCACAUAUAUGUUAUGCAAAAAUUUGCAACUAAAGUCUCAAGAUAUUGUGAAUGCCAUGGAUGACGUGAAAACUACAAAGUUGUUGAUUCAGCAGCUAAGAGAUAAUGGUUGGAGAAAGCUUAAAACUGAUGUGCUUUCAUUUUGUGCAAAACAUGGAGUUAAAACUUCAGACUUUGGUGAGUUAUAUGUGAAUUUCAUUAAUUCUUGUGCAGAUGAUGAGAGUACAGUUGAGCAUCAUUAUCGGUGUGAUAUUUUCAUGGUUGUUGUGGAUCAACAAGCACAAGAGUUGAAUAGCAGAUUCAACCGACAAUCAACAGAGCUUCACAUUAUGUGCACUUCCUUGGACCCCCAAAACUCAUUCAAAUCAUUUGACAUUGACAAUGUGUGUUCUUUAGCUUCUAAAUUCUAUCCGCUGAUUUUGAAGAACAAGAAAGAGAGAUUUUGAGAUGUCAAUUGCGGCAUUAUGAGCAUGAUAUACUUGCACAUCCAAAGUUUCAGAAUUUGACAACCAUAUCCGAGCUUUGUCAACAACUUGCAGCAACCGGAAAAAUGAUGAUUAUCACUUGAUUGAUAGAGUGAUUCGCCUUGUUCUUACUUUACCGGUCUCAACCGCAACUACUGAACGUGCGUUUUCUGCAAUGAAACUUGCGAAAACAAGGUUUCGGAAUAAAAUGGAUGAUGAGUUCCUCAGAGAUUGCUUGGUAACAUACAUUGAAAAGGAGAUUGAUGUUGGAAUAUCGACGGAUGCAAUUAUAGAUGAGUUCGACGAAGCACCUCAUCGAGUGGACUUUAAUUGAGAAGUAUUAGUUGCUCUAUCUCGUGUUAUCUAGAUUGUUACUUUAAGUAAUAUAUGCAAUUGUACAUCCUUUUGUCAUCAUCAGUUAUCCAGUGAAUGAUGGUAUAAUCAAUGAAAA